This is a messenger RNA of Anneissia japonica, 882 nucleotides long. RefSeq lists its product as uncharacterized. Bases 175 to 684 code for a protein of 169 amino acids. The transcript has 2 exons. The record is from RefSeq and is a predicted model, not a curated record. Lineage: Eukaryota; Metazoa; Echinodermata; Crinoidea; Comatulida; Comatulidae. Gene Ontology annotation, molecular function: protein binding.
GAGGGUAAUGACCUUUCAGAUAUUGGUGGUGAAUCACUGGGUGAGUUACUUAGUGUAAUUUAUCUCCCUAAUGAUACUUUUAUAUGGAGUGAUUACUCAUUUACAGCUGAUUAUCUAGAAAAGCUGGUUGAAUCAAUAGGUGAGAAUGUGAUAUUGAAUUGGAAAUGGAUAGACAUGAGUUGGAUUAGCCUAUCUUUAAUAAGUGGAAGAACAUUAGCUUGCCUUUUAAAGAUAUCUACAAACCUAGACCAUAUUGACAUGAGUUAUUGUAGCUUAUCAGGUAGUAUCAUUAGUGAAAUGAUGGAGGAGUGUUGUAGGAUGAACAUAAUUUUGGGAGCUGAAGUGCUUAGAUUGGAGGGCAAUGACCUUUCUGAUAUUAAUGGUAAAUCACUUGCUGACAUAAUUAGUGUAAUUAGUCUGCCUGGUGAUACAUUUACAUGGAGUGAUUACUCAUUUACAGCUUAUAAUGUAGAAAAGCUGGUUGAGUCAAUAGGAGAGAGUGAGACAUUGGAUUGGGAAAAGAUAGACAUGAGUAGGAUUAACCUAUCUUCAAUCAGUGGAAAAACAUUAGCUUGCCUAUUUAAGAUCUCUACAGAACUGGUCCAUAUUGACCUGAGACAUUGUAAUUUAUCAGGUAGUAUUCUAACUGAAAUGAUGGAGGAAUGCCAUCAGUGGUGUAGCUAGGGGGGUCAAAGGGGGGCACGUGCCCUGGGUGCCACGUUUGAGGGGGAGCUGAAGUUGAAGAAUGAGAGUAAACAAAUAAGCACUUUUUAGAAAAACACGAUGAAAUUGAUGUAUUUCAUCAGGCAUGAAUAUUUUAAUAAGAAUCCGAAUGUAGUUGUUUUUAUUGGCAAAUUCAUUGAUUGUGAUUUCUUUUCAGUU